Molecule: messenger RNA, 825 nt
Organism: Williopsis jadinii
Lineage: Eukaryota; Fungi; Ascomycota; Saccharomycetes; Phaffomycetales; Wickerhamomycetaceae
Exons: 3
Cellular component (GO): cytoplasmic stress granule; ribonucleoprotein complex; nucleus
Molecular function (GO): mRNA 3'-UTR binding; poly(U) RNA binding; poly(A) binding
Source: RefSeq, a predicted model, not a curated record
GGGAACAUCUACGUUCGAGGAUUGACCCAUGACAUCGAUACCCAGGACUUGCACCAGCUGUUUGGCCCCUUUGGAACGAUCAUCUCGUGUAAGAUUGUCACCGAUGAGUUUGGAAGAUCGCAGGGCUACGGGUUUGUCAACUUCAACAACGGCGCUUCGGCGGACGAGGCCAUUGAGAAGCUGAACGGGCUGCUGGUGAAUGGUUCCAAGCUCUACCUCAACCACCACAUCGCAAAGAACGAGCGUUUGGAGAGAAUCGACUAUGAGAGACUACACUUUACAAACCUCUACGUCAAGAACUUGCCGGAGUCUUACAACGAGGACAAGUUGAAGACUCUCUUUGGAGAUUUCGGAGAAGUCACGUCGGUUCUCUUGCCUGACGGCACAAGUGGCCAGUCUGCAAAGAGAUUCGGCUUCGUCGGGUUGAAAACCCACCAGGCCGCGCUGAAGGCCAUCGAAGCACUCAACGGCAAGGAAGUCGAGCCAGGUUGUGAGAUCUUUGUCUCGAGGGCGUAUAGUCGUGAUGAACGUAGACACGCUUCCCAUUCACCACCGGCGAUGAAUGUGCCAGCGCAGCACUACCUGCCUAUGUCCAACUUGUACGUGAAGAACCUCACCCCUGCUAUCGAUGAUGAUGCGCUGUAUUCGGCCUUUGCUCCAUACGGGAUUAUCGUGUCAGCAAAGAUCAUGACGGCGGAGGACGGUUCCCCAAGAGGAUUUGGAUUCGUCUGCUACAAGACGGUUCAAGAGGCUUCGAGAGCACUCGUUGCUAUGAACGAUUCUGUGCUGGAUGGCCAGGUGAUCCACGUCUCCUUUGCUCAGCGC